GAAAAAACAUAAAACCCUCUCUUGAACAACAGCAUUUGGAGAAGUAGCUCGUUCCUCGACAAGGUCAUUGUUUUCCUCAUUUGAUGCUAUGUUUUACUACUACCACUGCUAACACGGAAGACCAUUUCUCUCUUCCCUUCGUCCCCCUUUACCAUUCUCUUUUUUUCUCUCUCUCUACCUGAAACAACCUGAAUCAUGCAAGCUAAACCUAAGCGGCGAGUUGUUGCCGAGAAUGGUGAUGGCCCAGAAGACUUGGUUCUUGCAACUACUAUAGGGAACGGGGAGGAUUUGGGUCCUGCUGUGAGGCAUGCAUUUGAAAUGGGUAAGCCUGAGGCUCUCUUGCAGCAGCUCAGGCAUGUUGUGAAGAAGAAGGAAGUUGAAAUUGAGGAGCUCUGCAAACUUCACUAUGAAGAAUUCAUUCUCGCUGUAGAUGAACUUCGUGGUGUCUUGGUCGACGCCGAAGAGCUUAAGAGUGAGCUCUCAAGUGACAAUUUUCGGCUGCAAGAGGUUAGCAGUUCUCUUCUGUUGAAGCUUGAGGAGCUACUUGAGUCGUAUUCAGUUAAGAAGAAUGUAACAGAGGCUAUACAAAUGUCAAAGAUCUGUAUGCAAGUCAUGGAUCUCUGCGUGAAGUCUAACCAAGACAUAUCAGAAGGUCGAUUCUAUCCUGCUCUGAAAACUUUAGAGCUGAUUGAGAAAAAUUACUUGAAACACAUUCCCGUCAAGACCCUUAAGAGGGUUAUUGAGAAGCGUAUACCAACCAUAAAGGCUCAUAUCGAGAAAAAAGUAACUACAGAGUUCAAUGACUGGUUGGUUCGUGUAAGGAGCAUGGCCAGGGAAAUUGGGCAGACGGCUAUUGGUCAGGCUGCUUCAGCUCGUCAAAGGGAUGAAGAACUGCGUACACGUCAAAGGGAGGCUGAGGAGCAGAUUCGUUCUGGGUUAGGAGAUUGUGUAUACAGUUUAGAUGUUGAGGAAAUCGAUGAGGAUUCCGUUCUGAAGAUUGAUCUCACACCUGUUUAUCGGGCACACCACAUCCACACUUGCCUUGGCAUCCAACAACAGUUCCGAGAUUACUAUUAUAAAAAUCGUUUGUUGCAGCUCAGUUCAGACCUGCAAAUAUCAUCAAUACAACCAUUUCUCGAGUCGCACCAAACCUUUUUCGCUCAAAUAGCAGGGUACUUCAUAGUAGAAGAUCGGGUGCUAAGAACCGCAGGGGGGGUAUUGACUACUGAGCAGGUGGAGACGAUUUGGGAAACAGCCAUUGGGAAGAUGACAUCGAUGCUCGAGGUGCAGUUUUCACGUAUGGAUACUCCAAGCCAUCUGCUCCUGAUCAAGGACUAUGUCACUCUUGUUGGUGCAACUCUUAGACGAUAUGGGUACCAAGUGGGAACCCUUCUAGAAGUUCUCGAUAAUAGCAGAGAUAAAUAUCACGAACUCCUUUUAGAAGAAUGCCGCAAGCAAAUUGUCGAUGUCCUUGGCAAUGAUACUUACGAGCAAAUGGUGAUGAAGAAGGAAUAUGAGUAUAAUAUGCAUGUUUUGGCUUUCCAUCUUCAAACAUCCGAUAUAAUGCCAGCUUUUCCAUAUGUUGCCCCUUUCUCCUCCACGGUGCCUGAUACCUGUCGAAUUGUACGGUCGUUCAUUGAGGACUCUGUCAGUUACCUAUCAUAUGGGGGUCGCAUGAACUUCUACGAUGUUGUCAAGAAAUAUCUUGAUAAGCUUUUGAUUGAUGUUCUGAAUGAAGCUUUGUUGAAAGCAAUCUAUAGUGGCACCACAGGUGUGUCGCAAGCUAUGCAGAUUGCUGCCAACAUAUCUGUUCUUGAACGGGCUUGUGAUCUUUUUCUUCUACAGGCUGCGCAACACUGUGGAGUGCCCAUAAGAAUCGCAGAGAGGCCUAAUGCAAGUCUAACGGCAAAGGUUGUUCUGAAGACAUCAAGAGAUGCAGCAUAUCUUGCUUUGUUGAACCUGGUGAACUCUAAGUUGGAUGAGUUUAUGACCCUUACGGACAGCAUCAAUUGGAUAAUAGACGAGGUCCCACAAAAUGCAAAUGACUACAUUAAUGAGGUGGUCAUAUACCUGGACACUUUGAUGUCAACAGCUCAGCAAAUAUUACCCAUUGAUGCGUUGUACAAGGUUGGAAUUGGGGCCCUUGAACACAUUUCGAAUUCAAUUGGCAAUGCUUUUCUCAGUGAGAAUUUGAAGAGGUUCAAUAUUAACGCUAUCAUGGGCCUUGACAAUGAUCUUAAGAUGUUAGAGUCAUUUGCAGAUGAAAAGUUUCAAAGCACCGGGUUAAGUGAGUUACACAAGGAAGGUAGUCUAAGGGAUUGUUUGAUAGAGGUCCGACAGUUGAUCAACCUUCUCCUAAGUAGCCAGCCCGAGAACUUUAUGAAUCCUGUGAUAAGAGAGAGACACUAUAACUGUUUGGAUUAUAAGAAGGUGGCUACUAUUUGCGAGAAAUAUAAGGAUUCCCCGGAUAGAUUGUUUGGAAGUCUCUCGAACCGAAAUAAUCCAAAGCAGAAUGCUAGAAAGAAGUCUAUGGAUGUUUUGAAAAGACGUUUAAGAGACUUCAACUGAGAAAACAUGUAGUGUAAUAUUCCAUUUGUAGAUUCAUUUUCUGUCCCACUAUCUAGUGCUGAAUGCAUUCUUUAUUCUACUAGUGAUAUCUUUCCCUCUUCAUUUGCAGUUCUGUUCAAUACUUAGAUGACGCCAAAAAUGAUUGUUUGAAAUAGGAACUAAUAAGAUGGAAUGACAUGUCAUGUAGUGUUUCGACUUGGAAUUUUGGGUGACAAUUUAAUAGUACUUGGAUUUAUUACUAAGCAGAUCUUUGUUCUUA
This is a messenger RNA of Papaver somniferum (opium poppy), 2827 nucleotides long. Its product is annotated as exocyst complex component SEC15A-like. The transcript is spliced from 2 exons. The record is from RefSeq and is a predicted model, not a curated record. Gene Ontology annotation, cellular component: membrane; exocyst. Gene Ontology annotation, biological process: Golgi to plasma membrane transport; exocytosis; intracellular protein transport. The coding region runs from base 196 to 2568 and encodes 790 amino acids. NCBI's taxonomy places the organism in Eukaryota, Viridiplantae, Streptophyta, Magnoliopsida, Ranunculales, Papaveraceae.